Messenger RNA from Bombyx mandarina (wild silkworm), 600 nucleotides. RefSeq lists its product as uncharacterized. The record is from RefSeq and is a predicted model, not a curated record. Lineage: Eukaryota; Metazoa; Arthropoda; Insecta; Lepidoptera; Bombycidae.
CAGUGCUGUUUCGCUGAAACAGUGGCUUAUGGGGUCGGCUCUUGUAUGAUGUGGGCCGGCAUUUCCUUCGACGGUAAAACCGAGCUUGUUUUCGUGCCUGGCGGGGGACGAGGAGGCGGUCAACUUCGGACGGGUACAUUUCCAAUAUUCUGCUGGAACAUGUCGUUCCCUAUGCGGGAUAUGCCGGUGAUAGCUUCCUCCUUAAGCACGAUAACGCUCGUUGUCACACUGCCCGUGGAACAACUGAAUACUUCGAAGAAGUCUAUAUCGCCACAUUGGACUGGCCUGCGCUCAGCCCUGACUUGAAUCCUAUUCAGCACGUGUGGGAUGAACUGAAGAAUAGGGUUCGUUCCAGAACUUCUGCUCCUUCAUGCCUGAAUGAGCUGAAAUCGGCGUUGAUUGAGAAGUGGGAAGGUAUCCCACAAGAAUCAAUUCAAAAGCUGAUCAGGUCUAUGAAGAAUCGUCUUCGAGGAGUUAUUAGGGCAAGGGAAGGGAACACAAAGUACUGACAUUUAAUUUUAAGGCUAAAUAAAAUUUUUAUUUAUUAAUUUUUGUUGUUUUAUGCAUUCAUUAUUUUUCCAUAUUUCCUUUGUUUCCUAC